Plasmodium fragile is the source of this 762-nucleotide messenger RNA. RefSeq lists its product as uncharacterized. The transcript is spliced from 7 exons. Bases 1 to 762 code for a protein of 253 amino acids. Gene Ontology annotation, molecular function: translation release factor activity. The record is from RefSeq and is a predicted model, not a curated record. Gene Ontology annotation, biological process: translational termination. Lineage: Eukaryota; Apicomplexa; Aconoidasida; Haemosporida; Plasmodiidae.
AUGAAAAAGGAAGACCCAUGUGUGCAGAACAAAAACUUUAUACGCAUCGAAUUCCGCCCUGGAGUAGGGGGAGAAGAAGCGCUGCUGUGGUCACGGGAGCUAUUAAAUACGUACAAAACAUUUGCGGAGAGGAUAAAUUGCCGCGCCGAACGAGUCCAUGACGCCAGCGAGUCCCUCGUUGUCACAUCCCCCUCCGACGUGUGCAUAACCAAGGAGGAGCAGGAAAUCAAAGCAAGCCUCUAUGAUCUCUUCAAAAAUGAGAGCGGGAUCCACCAAGUGAAGAGGGUUCCUCGGAAUGAGUCCAAGGGCAAAAUCCACUCGUCCACGGCAACGAUUGCAGUUUUCCUGCACCAAGACGAACACAGGAAAGAUGAAGUCAAUUUAAAGGACUUGAAGAUCACGACCUUCCGGUCGAGCAAGCCAGGCGGGCAAAACGUUAACAAGAUUGAAUCAGGUGUGUCCAUCCUGCACAAGCCAACAGGGAUUAAGACUGAAUGUCAAGAGGAAAGGACUCAAGAAAUGAACAAAAAAAUUGCCAUGAAAAGGUUAACUCAGAAAAUAUUCCAACUUCGGCAUAAGGAAAGUGAGGAAGAGAUCCGGAGUGAACGAGCCAAAUUGAUAAAAGACAGUAACCGGAGCAAUCGCAUCAGGACGUACAACUUCUUCAGGGGGUAUAUAACUGACCAUGUGACGAAACGGAAGUUUGACUUGAUGUACUUCGUAAAGGUGAAGUUGGAGUUUUUACUCAAUGUGGAUCGGUAG